This is a messenger RNA of Aricia agestis (brown argus), 2414 nucleotides long. RefSeq names its product fibronectin type III domain-containing protein 5. Gene Ontology annotation, molecular function: protein binding. The transcript is spliced from 9 exons. NCBI's taxonomy places the organism in Eukaryota, Metazoa, Arthropoda, Insecta, Lepidoptera, Lycaenidae. The record is from RefSeq and is a predicted model, not a curated record. Bases 242 to 1303 code for a protein of 353 amino acids.
GUUCGCUCGCGUCGAGAGUGCACGUCACCGCGCACUUCGCUCCUCACGUAAAUUUUUAAUUUCGAGUCAAAACGUUCCAUUUUUUAAAUCCAGCAUUUUUUUUGUGUUAGUGGCCAGGACUUGAAGUGCAGUGUACUUACUGUUAAAGGUGUUUCGAUUUGAAGGGAAGUGGAAUUUCAGGGCGCUCCUAAGAGACUCCUCAGGAGUAGCGGCAUGGCAUGAGCGGUGGCGUGCGCGCGACAUGCGGCGAGCGCCGCUCGCGCACCCCGCUGUUGUCUUCAUGCUCUCUUUACUGCUGCGCUUCACUGAUGCUGGUUCAAUGGGCCCCGGUGUGCCCGAGAAUAUAACUGUGACAUUCCUCAACCCGACCACUGUGCGCGUCUCCUGGUCCACUACCGCCGAGCUGGUGGAGAAGUAUGACGUUACCUACAAACCCUCUGACGCCAGUUACAGAGUGGUGCUGGAGGUGGCGGGCAACUCCGACGCUGUGAUCCUCAGCGGGCUGGAGGCUGACACUCAGUACCAGGUGACCGUCGCCGCGCUGUGGGGCGGCCACAAGUAUAGAAGCAGGCCAAUUGUCUUCCGCACCCUGGAGCCCCCUCGGACUUCGCCCCAGCAGGACGGGGGGCUGAGCCCUCCCCGCUCCUCCGCCACACCCCCCGAGCCACAGCCCACAUUCCCCACGAUACGGGGUGUGGAGAUAGGAAUUGUGGUGCUGGUUCUGAUCGUGUGGGUCGGAGCCAUCGCCCUAUUCUUCAACAGAUGGGGGAAGAUACGCAUGCUUCUUCCAUACCAACCAGACUACAAACAAGAGCAGCUGAAGGUGCCUGGAAGCAGCGCGUUAGCAGCAGCUACUGCGGGAGGAACUUGUGGGGCACAUUCUGCCCCGUCAGCGUGCUCGCACAUGCGUUGGUCGCACACACACACGCAGAGCCUAGAGUGCGAGGAGCAUUUGCUGGCGCGGUGUAAUCGACCGCGCGUGAACUCCGCUAUAUUCGUCUCCGCUGAGCCCACCGGCUUCGCUGGAUUCGAUCCCAGCGAAUUCCUCAGGCGACACGGCUCGCAGUCCAAAUUGUGCCGUAAGGCGAGAUCUGCAGAUAAUAUUCCACUUACAACGAUGAGCGAUUCAUCAGAACGCCUCUGCAAAGCCAAACCUCCGAGGGAGGAAACAAUCAACGAAGAAGGAAAAUCUGAUGACAGUGGUAGCGUAGAAACUGUCAAACACUUUGGCUUACCAAUUCUCUCUGUUUCCGGACCUUCCCCCCCAGACGAGGACUACGACCAGAUAGACGAGUACCUGUAGCAUUUCCAUACCAGUUUCCAGCUCAAAUAUGUGCUGGAAAAGAUGAGGCCGCCCUGGCCCAGCCCUGCACAAAGCCCUUCAACUGAAAAACUAAGUCACGUCAUUUUGCACUGAACUCUACGGAUGUCCUUCGAAGUGUCUCUAAUUUUAAAAGUGAACUUUUCGAGUGCUUUGGAACAAUUCAAAAACUCUUAGAUCUAUAGCUCUUCAAAGUGUGUCUUGAUGAGGGACCAUAGUUUACGGAUGGUUUUCAUCGGAAUAUCUUAUCAGUGAAUCUACUUUUAACGAGGAAUUUAUCGUGUGUUUAGUACUAGCUAACAUAUUUCAAGUUUAUAGAUUUAUCGAUCCUCUAGAAUAAGGAAUGCACAAAAUUAUAUCAAGAUUUAUUCGACGAAUGUGGUGCCACUUAACUUCUAAUGUGUCUGAUAGUUUUAAUCGUAAAAUUCUAAUUAUAACGGGAGUCUGUAUCUUUAAAAUAUUUAGAUGCUAGCUCAUAAUAUUCUCUUUAUUCUUAGAAAAUUCAUGUGUCUAUAAGACUCUGUACAUAGUCUUUGCGCUACUAGUGUAGAAUCGAAGGUUGAACUUUGGUCCAAUGAAUCGUAUAACCACGAGCACAGAUGGUGUCUUAGGUUAAGUUUACAGAACUAUUAAGUAUAUGCUUGGGAAACUUUUGAGAGAGUAUUUUGUAAAUAUCCAUAUCAAUGAAUCUAAAAUAUCCCGUCGCAUCGGCAGUUCUUGUUUGUUUUGUGUCAAUUAAUUUCGAUCCUUCUAGACGUACUUAAGGUUGCCUACGGCACUAAUUAGGUAAUAACCUUUAAUAUUCUAAGUGUCUUUUUAUUCUUAACUGGUGUUAAGGGACCAGACAAGAGAGAUAGUCCGGUAGGCAUAGAAUCUAAGAGAGUGACGACAUCAAGAGUAAAUAUCCGUACAGAAGCGAAAGUUCCUAUAAGAGCAAACGUUUUUUUGGAAACGCGAUGCUCUUGCUAAAGGUACAAUACAUAUUAUGUUCGGUUAGGAUUAAGUGAGAAUAACUAGUAUUAAUACCAGUUUUGAAGCUAAGACUAUAAUAUUAUUCCCUCCACUAUUUAUAAAUUAUUUUGUGGACAAAUAU